GAGUCUCCGGGAGUCAUCGCCCCGGUGCCAGAAACUGAUCCCAGGGACCCCCGGGGGUUGACGGUUGACGGUCCCUACGCUUCUCUCUCUCUCUCUUUCUCCCUUUUCCUUUCUUUCUCUUUCUCUCUCUCUCUCUCUCUCUCUUCUUUCUCUCCCUGUUUCCGUCCGUCCUCCGCGCUGUCCUCGUCGAAUUGAUCGACUCGACGGACGGGGAAUAGCUCGCCCGGAGAAGCGCGAGAGCGGGGAAGAUCGUCGGACGCGGUUCCCGAGUCCCGCUGGCACCGCGGGACACGCGGGUGCAUCCGUGAAUACGACUCCGAGCUGCGUCGCGGCGCUCUCUCCUUCGGCGGCGAGAGUGAGUGCGCCGGACUGUUUUUUUAAUGAGAUGCCGAUCAUAUGGUCGCGCGACCGCGUACCCGUGCGAAUUGUGUAACGUUACACUUGUGAAUAGGGUGGCGACGGACGGCAUGGACGGUUCGCGAUUUAUUUGCAUCUUCGGUUCGGUCGGACGCGCGUGGUGGCCCGUUGCUCGGACGCUAGCUUCCCUAGCGUCGUCGCUGGUCGUCGCCGAUGAUCUGAAUCGUAUCGCUGUGUCCUCCCGUUAAUUACACAUUCGAACACUUUCUGAUCGCGGAUUUACGCAAGUACUCACGAUAAUCCACAAACAGGGUAGAAAAUGUCAGAACCGGAGGAAAGUCUGGCGGCGCCCGAUAGCACCACAAGGGAACAGCGGGUUGGCUUCUCUCAUGGAGAUGAUGUUCUUCAACACAGAGAUGGCAAAUAUUACCUUGGUACAGUUGUCGAGGUGGACUUGGCUAGGGAAAGAUGUCUUGUCAAAUUUCUGGACAACACAUCUUCCUGGUCGUCGUUUAAAGAGCUGACAAAAUUGGCUAUGCCAGACUCGGAUGUUAUGUGUGUUCUUUGUAAAAAAUCUCAGCCUAAGACUGACAAUGACAUUGUUGUUUGCGACAAAUGUGGCCGUGGCUAUCACCAAAUGUGUCAUCAGCCUGAAAUACCGAAACCAGAGCCGGGUAAAGAUAUUCACUGGAUAUGUAAAAGAUGCACAGAUAGCCAGCCACGUACGCGUGAAUCCUGCGAGCCAAAAAAUUCUAUGGUUAAGGCAAGCAUCAGAAAAGUUUGCAGCGGUAGGGACCAACCUCAACCACCACCGGAUGACAUGACAAAAUUGCCAUAUGAUCCUAAUAUGUUAAAUUGGGAUAAUCAUCACAGAGUGAACGCUGAACAAAUUUAUUGUUACUGUGGACUUAAUGGUGAAUGGUAUGCACAGAUGUUACAAUGCGGUCGGUGUAAACAAUGGUUUCAUGAAAAGUGCAUCAGGUGCUUAACUUAUCCCUUGUACAGUGGUGAUAGAUUUUAUGUAUUUGUUUGUUCAACGUGCAAUCAUGGGAAAGAAUUUGUUCGGCGUUUAGAAAUGAAGUGGGUAGAUCUGGUGCACCUGAUGUUGUACAAUCUGACUGUUUAUAACGCUAAAAAGUAUUACGACUUGGACACUGUUAUUAUACCUUACGCAAAUGACAACUGGAUGACUCUACAGCUUCCACCACGGAUUAGAGAUGUCAGUGUUGAAGUACGCAGAGAAACAAUAUUGACAGUAUUGAUGAGCAAUAGAAACAGGUUCAAGUGCGGUAAGGAAAUAAAAAAGCGCACUACAAUAUGGGGCCUCCGUGUCAGACUGCCGCCACCUUCUCCAUUUAUCAAUUUUCCAAUGUCCGGCGAGAUAGACGAUUCUGUGUUACGUAGAUGUUGGGCUGGUAAUAAAAGACUACAAUACCUUCCACCGCCAACAGAGUUAAUAUGUCCGGUGAGUUUGUCAGAAAGUACAAAACAAUUGAUCGCAUUAAAGCAAAAGGCAUCAGAUGACGUAGAAAUUCCUGUGAGUCCUACGCAUCUGGUCAUGCGAGGUACACUUUAUCAAAAUUCGGAAGCAGAGCAAAGUUCGUGUCCAAGUCCACCUCCAUUAACAGAAUCCAGUCAAUCAAUAGAAUCUUUAAGAAACAGAUAUUGCACCAUAGGCGGCGGUUUUGUAAAAAAAUCAUUCCCAUUUCCUAAGUUGAGUGUACACAGAAGACUUCGUCGUCUAUUAGCAUUAGGCAAUUCACGGAAAAGAAUGCUACGUAAACAGAAGAAAAGAGAGAAAGCGUGUGGAGAUAGUACUAAGGAAAUAUUAGAAGAACGAGAAGCGAGAUACAGAAAAGCAAGGAUAUUAUUGAAAAAUGCCAUUGCCAAGGUAAAGGAAAGGAAGAGCAAGCCACAAAGUUCGGAAGCAUCCGAUUUACCUCCAACACCGCCAACUUCCGUUUCCGGACCACCAACACCACCAGCUACAACAUCGGGUAUAUCCGAGCUGUCUGUACCUAGUUCCGUGGAUCUAAUGCAUCCUUUGCCACCUUCGACGCCUGCGGACACAAGUGGGGACGAAACCAGUUCAAGAGGCACUCUCGAUUCUUUUAUUCCACCACCCAAAGAUUUUCAAGGAAAGAAUAAUCCAUUCAGUGAUUUAGGCACACCUUGUAGCAUUACUCAACCAAUCUCGAGUACACCGUUAUCUUACAACCAGUGUCCCAUCACCCUACCUUUGCCACUGACGCCUGUGAUCUCGCAACCGCCGGUGGUACGUCCAGCCAAGAGGCAGUUAUCGGAAAAGGAUAUUAUCGUUGACAGAAACGGGCAAGUGAAACGUAGAAGGACACAUCGACGGGGACGUCCACCCAUUCAACAGCAAGCCCAGCAACAAUUUCAGCCUACCGCCAGCAAGACGGCGGCUAUUCUACCGGCUCGUAAUAAUGAAGUUAAAAGUGAAUUUGCCAGGAAUUUAAGAAGUUCAUUUAAUGGUGCUGCGAGCAGUGCAAAUAGUCAAAUUGGGAAUUGUGUGGAUUAUGCCUUAAAUGGUAGGAGACUGAGACAGCGGCAAAGUAAUGAUAAAUUACCUCCUCCCGAUCCGCAACCACAAAGAAAGAGCAGCAUGUCUUCAUCUCCAAAGUGUUCGCCUGUGAAGCAAAGUGCGCCUGACAUAUCUCUGGACGAUCUAAAAUCAUCGGUGAAUAUUUACUUCGGUGCAGCUAAUAGAAUAGCUGCCGGUGAAAAGUUUGUCAUCAAAGCGAAGAGGAUAGGGCCAAACGGUCAGACACAAUACCUCAUCGAAUGGGAGGGACUCAAUACUUAACGGUAAAUAAUCCGCUUACUACGAAUAUAUUGCAAUCGUAUACAAAUUUUAAGUUGAGAUCAAGCGUAAGAUGGCGAUCACCUAUAUCGGCAUCUUAUAAUCAAUUCUCUCAAGUUGCUUUUACAGCAAAAUGAUUGUGAUCGAUUAUUUUGCGUUACAUGCACUGCCACUUGUUACGUACAUUUCAUUAAAAUAUAUUUAUCGGCGUAGAAUAUGUGAAUGUUCUUGUAAACGUACGUUUCUCAUUUUAUUUGAAUCAACCUUGCGAAGGAUUUUUUUUACGCUCAAGACAUUACUUAUUGUUAGACAAUGAAUCACCGCCGCAUUUAAAAUAAAAUUGAUUUAUCGAAUAGUGUGUCAAAUUAUAUUAAUCAAUAAUUUCUUUUAUGUUCAUCUAUUUUUAAAUUACAAAAAAAAAGUAUACGAUCCAUAUUGAUUCUCGACGCGUACAUCUCACCGUUCACACACAUACAUCUACAUACAUAACGAAACGAGUACACACGCCGAAAUGCUUGCUUGAAAAAAAACGUUUGCAAGAACAGUCGGAUGUAUUGCUUAUCAACUGUAAAUAGUGUAGCAUAGUAGACUUACGGAAGUAUCGACGAUGUAAUUCACGCGAAAAAAAUUUCGUGUGAGUUACAUUCAUUUACAGAAAGAUUGGCCAAUCGUCUUCUCUAAGUAUCGAGGAUAAAUCACGAGUAUGAAUCAACCAAAAACGAAUUGAAGCAGAAAUUUGUUCCUCUUAUUUGUACUAACGUACUAGCGAUUGUUAGUUAGCAGUAAAGAGUAAAGCAAAACGAACAUCCUGCAAAGGUUAUUUUUCAAUACACUGGUAGAGAGAUAAUCGUCGCCUUCUGUAACUUCAUUGUCUUGGAUUACAUUUUAAUUACUCUUUCUGUCGAUAACAAUACGAUGCAAAUCAAAAAUUCUCAAGAAAGGAACUUGUCUUAAUUUUUACAAUUAUGAAUCAGUUUACACGUACAUGAUAUUGAAUACAUUAAAAGAAUGCAAUUGUACUUCUCAUACAGGUCAGACUUAAAUCAAUGUACGUACCUGAGACGAUGAAGGCACAGAUUUAGCAUUGCUCAUUAUUAUACAAGACUAAGAGAAAACGACACACCUGUUUCGUACCAUUUUAAAUUAAAAACGAACGGCGCACUGAAUAUGUAAGUAAUUGGCCAAGUUAUCUGUGCAAAAGUAAUAUCGUCGUGAAUAUGGACUACUCAAAACUGUGUUAUCAGGCACACAAUACGUGAGCUCAUUAUUGUGUAGUUAUGCACUGUAAAAACGAUCUUCAUGCAUUAAACUAGAAGCUAAAUUACUAUUGUACAUAAAAUAGGUUGAUAUCUAAACUGUCAUGUAACACAGUUAGAUAUGGUAGUCAGUAAAUGUAACAAUGUCGCAAAUUAUCUUACAAUAAUUUUUGAUACAGAUUAUUUUAUACAACUCUGGAUCCUGCUGGGAUUAUUACGUAAGAAGCAUUUUGUACCUCAAACUGCACAGAAUCUAUGGUCAUAACUUACUAAUCAGAAAAUAUAAAGCAACUAUAAGCGAUAUAAUAUAAACAUUGCAGUAGCCAUUACUAGAGUCUCAAAUCAAAAGAGCUUAUUAGAAAAGUGAAUUAAGCAUUUCGUUUUCGAUCUAUGAUGAAUUAUAGAAAUUCGCUCUUGCAAUGGAACUUUAUUUUAUAUUUUGCAAAUGCACAUGUUUAUUCACGACGUGUUGCUAAUGGGAAAUUAAUGUACAACGGAACGUAAUGUACAAAUCCUCAUUUCUUAUUCUUUUCAUCAAACGAAAAUUCUAUCAGAAACAAAAAUUUUGAUAGUUUUUUAUGCAUGAUCGUAAUAAUUUUUUAGAAGCGCAUUUGCAUUUUUUAAAUAUAAUUCAUUCUUAUCGAAUUUUGCUUAAAUUCAAUAAGUGAAUAUCAUCCUAGAUAAUUUCAUUUCGAGUUUUUCAUUAGAUUAAAAUGACGAAUUUAUGAUGAAAACUUAUGCUUGAACAUCAACAUUAUAAAAUAUAAGUAUUCAUCAUUGCUAUUUAUUUAAAUUUCUUAAAUGUAAUGCAAUGGCAAAUUUUGCAUUUUGGUUUCUUGGAAGAGGCUCAAGCAAUCUGAGGCCACUGUGGUAUGAAAUGAGAGAUCCUUUACAAAUUGUCUUUUUAUUAUAGUCGUAAGAUUUUAGCAAAAAUGAGUGUGUCAAAAAUUUUGAAUCUUCUUUCGUCAAUUUUCAGACAAAUAAUUUUUGUAAAACAUAUACAAUAGUAGAGCUUUUCGCAUGUUUCGGCUAUGGCGACUCACAUUUUAUAUAAAUAUUUCUCCCAUUUUUCGUAAUGCAUUAUUUAACAAUAUUUAGAAGAGGAUUAUUAAA
Molecule: messenger RNA, 5550 nt
Organism: Temnothorax curvispinosus
Lineage: Eukaryota; Metazoa; Arthropoda; Insecta; Hymenoptera; Formicidae
Gene: Pcl
Product: polycomb protein Pcl
Exons: 10
Coding region: 677-3184 (835 amino acids)
Biological process (GO): chromatin organization; regulation of DNA-templated transcription
Cellular component (GO): nucleus
Molecular function (GO): chromatin binding; DNA binding
Source: RefSeq, a predicted model, not a curated record